Molecule: messenger RNA, 769 nt
Organism: Salpingoeca rosetta
Lineage: Eukaryota; Choanoflagellata; Craspedida; Salpingoecidae
Exons: 4
Coding region: 139-471 (110 amino acids)
Source: RefSeq, a predicted model, not a curated record
UUUCCGUGCGAAUCGUAGACAGCCCAUUUGAACCACACACAGGCAACUCGCAGCAACAAGAGAGAGCCAAGACACGAGACACACCACCUUCCACACACACACACACACACACACACAUACAUACACAGCGUCUGCAUCAUGUCUGGGUACGGCAGCUACGGUGGUUCCUCGUCGUACGGCUCUUCGCCUUCCUUUGACAGCGGCCCCAGCAGCUUUGGCGGCGACUCGCAACCACAGCAGCGCGUCUCCCGCGACGAGCUCGAGCAGCAGCUCCAGCAGCAGAUUGCCGUGAGCCAGACACAGGUCCUCAUGCAGCGCAUGUCGGAGACCUGCUUUGCCAAGUGCGUCACCAAGCCAUCCAGCACGCUCUCCUCCUCAGAUAAGAACUGCAUCACGCGGUGUGCGGACCGGUACUUUGAGGCGUUUGCGCAGGUGCAGCGCUCGUACCUCGAGGCCCUCCAGCACCAGUAAUUGCACCCGUGCCAAUAUGCGCAAGGCAAACAUGAGCCCCGUGUGUGUGCUUGCGCAUGUGUAUGCAUGAACACAUGCAAGCACGCGCAAGCUGGUGCAUGUGCUUGUUAUCUGUUGUAGCCUUUGUAGUGAUGUGACAAGGUGGUGUGAAGUUGGGUGCAUGGGAUUGGAGAGAGACACUGUGUGCGUGUGUGAGUGAGAUUGAGGUGCGUAGGUCAGCGAGCCUUUGUCUGUGCGGUGUCUGCAUUGACUGUGACUUGUUGUGAUGAUUCGAGUACAAGACCGACAACAACAACAA